AUGGAUGAAAAUAUAAAUAAUAUUUCACAAGAAAUAGAUUCAAGAGUCUAUCAGCCAGAAAUCGAAAAAAGGGAUACUACCGAAAUUGAAACGACUGGUUUAAAACCGAAGGAUUUAGAAUCUUCAUCUUCUUUUGCAAAUACAACUUCUGCCACUACUGCCGAGCCGAUACAAGAAGAUAGAAUGAAGAAAAAGAAAAAACCUGACCCACCGGCUCUCCCUAUUAUUCCUUAUUAUAAAAUGUUUAGGUUUUCUUCUAAAUUUGACUAUCUUUUAAUGUUUGUUGGUUCUUUUUGUGCCAUUGCCAAUGGGGCUACUAUGCCUGCAAUUUCUAUUGCAUUUGGUAGGCUUUUAAAUGUUUUCUCGCCCGAUAACUUUAAAGACCCGAAUUAUGAUCUAAUGGACCAAGUUACAAAGAAUGCUUUAAUCUUUGUCUAUAUUGGUAUUGGUGCCUUUGUUUGCUCAUACUUUGAAGUAGCCUUUUGGAUGUUAACUGGUGAACGUCAAGCAAUCCGUUGUAGAAAAGAGUAUUUUAAAGCUAUUUUAAGACAAGAGAUUGGAUGGUACGAUAUUACAAAGUCCAGUGAACUAUCAUCAAGAAUUUCAUCAGAUACACUAUUAUUUCAAGAAGCAAUAGGUGAAAAGGUUGGUAAUUUUUUACAUCAUGGCUCCACUUUUAUUGCUGGUUUCGUUAUUGGCUUUAUCUAUGGUUGGCAGCUGACCUUGGUCAUUGCUGCAGUAACACCCUUAAUAUCUGCUGCUGGAGCUUUCUUAACCAAAAUGAUGAUUGGAUAUACCAUGGAGGGUCUAGCCUCAUAUGCUAAAGCUAGUGCUGUUGCUGAAGAAAAAAUUGGGUCAAUUAGAACUGUUGCAACAUUUUCCGGUGAACGAUAUGAAGCCAAUCGUUACUCUGAAUUACUUAAAGAAGCUUUGUUGGUCGGUAAAAAGAAGGGUCUUAUGGGUGGCAUAGGUAUGGGUCUUGUAUUUUUUGUUCUUUUUGGUAUUUACUCUUUAUCAUUUUGGUAUGGCGGUAAAUUAAUUGUUGACAAGCAUUGGAAUCCAGUACCGGGUAGAAAUUGGAAUGGUGGUGAUGUUUUAACCGUUAUAUUUUCAGUUAUUACUGGUGCAAUGGCUUUAGGUCAAGCUUCACCUCAUCUUGCUUCAUUUGCUAGUGGUAGAGGUGCUGCAUUUAAGAUCUAUCAGGUUAUUAAUCGUAAAUCAAAUAUUGAUCCAUUUUCAACAGAAGGUCUUCUACACAAUGAUGUUCAAGGUAAUAUCGAGUAUAGAAAUGUUUCCUUUGCUUAUCCAUCUCGUCCUGAUGUUCAAGUUUUCAAUAAUUUCAAUUUAUCAAUUAAACAAGGUCAAACUGUUGCAUUAGUUGGUGAUUCUGGUGGAGGCAAAUCAUCUGCAAUUGCUUUAUUAGAAAGAUUCUAUGACCCUAUUGGUGGAGAAAUUCUUUUAGAUGGUAUCAAUAUCAAGGAUAUCAAUGUUAAUUGUCUUAGAAGUAAUAUUGGUUUGGUUAGUCAAGAACCAGUUCUUUUUGCUACAACAAUAGCAGAUAAUAUACGUUAUGGGGAUGAAAAUGCCACAAUGGAUCAAAUAAUUGAAGCUUGUAAAGUCGCAAAUGCCCAUGAUUUUAUAAGUGCAUUACCAGAAAAAUAUGAAACGUUAGUUGGUGAAAAGGGUGUUCAAAUGUCGGGUGGUCAAAAACAACGUAUUGCUAUUGCUCGUGCUAUGAUUAAGAACCCAAGGAUUUUAUUACUCGAUGAGGCUACCUCUGCUUUAGAUACCGAAAAUGAAUAUCUAGUACAGCAAGCUAUUGAUAAAUUAAUGAAAGGUCGUACCACUAUUGUUAUUGCCCAUCGUUUAUCAACUAUAAUAAAUUCUGAUGUUAUUGCUGUUGUAAAAGAAGGUCAUAUUGUAGAGAAAGGCACCCACGGCGAACUAUUAUCUCUUGGUGGUGCAUAUACAGAGCUAUUUACAAGGCAACAAACAGAAAAGAAAGAAGUUGGCAAUAGUGAAAAUAAAAGCACCAACCCUGUAAUAGAAUCUGAAUCCACAUCAUCUAUUAGCCCCGCUGUAAAUAAUAUGGAAAUUGUUGCUGAUACAGUUAACAACCCAGCUCAAAAGAAAGAACGAUCAGUCCCAUUUAGUAGAGUUCUUAAACUUUCAAAACCAGAUUGGCCAUUCUUUGUUUUGGGUUUUAUAGGAAGUUCGAUUAAUGGUGCUUGUAUGCCAAUAUUUGCAAUUAUUUUCUCUGAAAUAUUAAAAGUUUUCCAAGAGACUGAUCAAUCAGAACUAAGCCGUGGUGCUCGAAAUAUGGCUUUGUGGUUUUUAUUGUUGGCUGUUGUCGCUGGUUUUGCAAAUUUUUUAUCAAACUAUUGCUUUACAUACAUUGGAGAAAAAUUAACAUAUAAUUUACGUAGGCUCUCGUUCGAUUCAAUUAUCCGUCAGGAUAUUGGUUGGUUUGAUUUACCCGAAAACGCAACUGGUAAACUCACCACCAAUCUUGCCACCGAUACCACAAUGGUUCAAAGUAUAACUAGCCAAAGACUUAGCCUUUUAAUUCAAAAUUCAGUUACUGUAAUUGUUGCUCUUAUCAUUUCAUUCAUUGCCGGUUGGAAACUAACACUGGUUGUGUUAGCAUGUGUACCUUUGCUCGCAUUCGCUGGUAAAGUCCAAGUAGGUUUUAUUACUGGUUUCACUAAAAAAAAUAAAGGUGCAUAUGGUGAAUGUGGUCAGGUUGCAACUGAAGCUAUAGGUGGGAUUCGAACAGUCUCAUCUUUUACAUCAGAAAAUAGAGUCCUAACUAAAUUUAGCAACAAUCUUAUUAAACCACUCCAAAUCAGUAUCAAAUCAUCAAAUAUCAGUGGUAUUUCAUUUGGAUUCUCCCAUGCAACUCUUUUUUUUAUUUAUUGUCUUACUUAUUGGUAUGGUGGUAAACUAAUCUCUGAAGGCGAAUGGAAGGCACCUAGAUCAACUAUCGAAACCUAUUGUAUACCAGCAAAUAAUUUUAAUGACUUUGGUGACUACGAUACUUGUGUAAAGGUUUACAAUACCGUCCAAGGUUAUGGCUCAAUGAUGAAAAUCUUCUUUGCAGUUAUCAUGUGCGCUAUGGGUGUAGGAAAUUCGAUGUCAUAUGCCCCAGAUAUUGCAAAAGCUAGCCAAUCAGCAACCUCGAUAUUUAGGAUAAUUGAUCACGAAUCGAAAAUAGAUCCAUUUAGCAACAAAGGUCAAACCCCAAACCAAUUGGUUGGGAAUAUAGAGUUUAGAAAUGUAUCAUUUAGAUAUCCAUCACGUCCAAAUAAAGUUGUAUUUAAUGGUUUAAAUCUAUCAGUUCCACAGGGUAAAAAAUUUGCAUUGGUUGGUGAUAGUGGUGGUGGAAAAUCUACUGUAAUUUCAUUAUUAGAGCGUUUCUAUGAUCCACUUGAAGGAUCAAUUACUUUGGAUGGUAUUGAUAUAAAGGAUAUUAACCUUAAUUGGUUACGAAGCAAUUUAGGUUUGGUAAAUCAAGAACCCUUCCUUUUUUCAGGUACAAUUCUAGAUAAUAUUAAAUAUGGUAAAAAAGAUGCAACAAUGGAGGAAGUUAUUGAAGCUGCUAAAACUGCUAAUGCCCAUGGUUUUAUUUCAGAAUUUAAGGAUGGUUAUAAUACAGAGCUUGGUGAUAAAUUUACACAUCUAUCCGGUGGUCAAAAACAACGUGUUGCAAUUGCACGUGCUAUCAUUUGCAACCCAAAGAUUUUACUAUUGGAUGAAGCUACGAGCGCUCUAGAUUCAGUUAGCGAAAAAGCUGUUCAAGAAGCUUUAGAUAAUGCAAUGAAAGGUCGUACAACCAUUGUUAUUGCCCAUCGUUUAUCAACAAUCAUUGACUCUGAUAAAAUUGCAGUUAUUAAAGAAGGUAAAGUAGCAGAAAUAGGUGAUCAUAAUUCUUUAUUAGCCCAAAGUAGUAUAUAUAGUCAAUUAAUAUCAAGACAGAUUUAA
Molecule: messenger RNA, 3981 nt
Organism: Dictyostelium purpureum
Lineage: Eukaryota; Evosea; Eumycetozoa; Dictyosteliales; Dictyosteliaceae
Gene: ABCB8
Exons: 3
Coding region: 1-3981 (1326 amino acids)
Biological process (GO): transmembrane transport
Cellular component (GO): membrane
Molecular function (GO): ATP binding; ABC-type transporter activity; ATP hydrolysis activity
Source: RefSeq, a predicted model, not a curated record